AUGGCUAGUAUAUUGGAUGUUGAAGGUUAUGCAGAUUGGCACCAUGUUACCACUAGGUUUAAAGAACACAAAAUUGCAUUGGAUCAUCUUACAAGUAGUAAUAAGUGGUUUAAUAUACGUAAAAGAAUGAACUUGAACGAUAAAGUUCAAUACGAGCAAUUCAAGAAAGAAAGAUAUUAUUGGAAACAAGUCCUUUUGAGAAUCAUUGCAGUAGUGAAGUUUCUUCCUAAACAUAAUUUAGCAUUUCGUAGAUCCAACAAAAAGUUGUAUAAAAAAGGUAAUGGAAUUUUUUGGGUGUCAUUCAAAUGUUGGAAGAGUUUAACCCGGUUAUCAAAGAGCAUGUGUGGCAUAUCACAAGUGAUGGAAUUCAUAAAAGGACUAUUUGAUAUUACACUUGAGGAGUUAAAGUCUCUCGGUCUUGAAAUUGAUGAUAUGCGUGGUCAAGGCUAUGAUAAUGGAGCAAACAUGAAAGGAAAACACCAAGGAGAAAGCCUAGUUGAGAGUGUAAAGGCUAUUAAACUGAAACUUGUUGAUAUACGAGAAGCUUUACUUCAAGUUGGAGAAAAAGGUAAUUAUGAUGCAAUUGCAAGUGAAGCAACUUCACUAGCAGAAAAAAUGGUAUGUUUGGAUUAUGAUUCUUGGAUCGUGAUGAUUGAAGAUGUUAAGUACAAAGUCAAUGAAUAUCAAUAUUAUGGAUUAUUGUUGAAAGAUGGAUUUAUUACAAUGAAUACUUUGAUUUCUUAUUGGAACAAGAAAGAUGAUUCUGGAAAAUUGAUCUUUCAACCUCUUUGUAAUAUUGAAAGUUUGGUUGACAUUUCCAUGAGUAUGUUAUCUUGGUGUGGUAACAAAAAUGAAGGAAAAGAAAGAGAAUUGUUCAUAAAGGAAUAUGUUUGUCUUAUUGAAGACCCAAGUGAUCUUCAUACUAUUGAAUUUGUUGAAGAUGUUCUUGAAGAAGUUCAUCAUGUUCAUGAUGUUCUUGAAGUUCAAGACAAGGGAUUUCAAUGUGAUUCUCAUGAAGUUUUGAAAGUCUUUUGUUCAAUUGGAGUUCAAACUGAUGAUUGCUUGAGUUCUUUUGAUUCGUUUGAAGGAAUGGUGCCACAUAGAAAGCCUUUAAUCCAAGAAGUUCAAAUGGGAAUUGAAGAUAAAGAUCUUAAGUCGUCUUGUCAUUGUAUUGAAAAAGCACUCAAGUUUGAAGAAAGAUCGGAUAUUGAUGUCGAGGAACUUUAUACGGAGUUGGAAUUAUUUGAUACACUGGAAACCAAUGAAGUUAGCAACCUUAUAGAUGUUUUGAAGAUUUUGAAAGAACUUGAUUAUUUCCCAAAUGUAAGCAUUGCAUAUAGAAUAUUGUUGACUAUUCGAGUAACGAGCGCAUCUGCGAAAAGGCGUUUUUCGAAAUUGAAGUUUUUGAAAUCUUACUUAUGCUCCAUAAUGACCCAAAAAAGACUUAGCGGUUUGGUGAUGAUAUCUAUAGAGAAAGAAAUAUUAGAGAAUAUAGAAUACUAA
Messenger RNA from Lactuca sativa (garden lettuce), 1503 nucleotides. RefSeq lists its product as uncharacterized. NCBI's taxonomy places the organism in Eukaryota, Viridiplantae, Streptophyta, Magnoliopsida, Asterales, Asteraceae. The record is from RefSeq and is a predicted model, not a curated record. Gene Ontology annotation, molecular function: protein dimerization activity.